Molecule: messenger RNA, 1041 nt
Organism: Argentina anserina (silverweed cinquefoil)
Lineage: Eukaryota; Viridiplantae; Streptophyta; Magnoliopsida; Rosales; Rosaceae
Product: probable xyloglucan endotransglucosylase/hydrolase protein 23
Exons: 3
Coding region: 69-932 (287 amino acids)
Biological process (GO): xyloglucan metabolic process; cell wall biogenesis
Cellular component (GO): apoplast; cell wall
Molecular function (GO): hydrolase activity, hydrolyzing O-glycosyl compounds; xyloglucan:xyloglucosyl transferase activity
Source: RefSeq, a predicted model, not a curated record
UCUCUUCAUCACUACACCUCAUUCCAUAAGUUCACCAGCUACUUCAUUGAAUUCCAACACUAUACUCCAUGGCUUCUUCAGUGGCUUCAUUAGUGUUGCUUAUUAUUCCUCUUCUUGCAAUUAGCUCUUUCAUGGCUGCCUCUGCGGGUAACUUCAACCAGGACUUCAAGAUUACAUGGGGCGACGGUCGAGCCAAGAUACUCAACGACGGCCAGCUUCUUACUCUCGCCCUCGACAAAGCCUCUGGCUCUGGUUUUGAAUCCACAAACGAAUAUCUAUUCGGCAAGAUUGACAUGCAGCUCAAACUUGUUGCCGGAAACUCUGCUGGCACCGUCACAGCCUACUAUUUAAAAUCAGAAGGGUCUACAUGGGAUGAGAUAGACUUUGAGUUCUUGGGAAACUUGAGUGGCGACCCCUACAUUCUUCACACUAAUAUCUUCAGCCAAGGCAAAGGAAACAGAGAGCAGCAAUUCUACCUCUGGUUUGACCCAACUGCUGAUUUCCACACCUAUUCCAUUCUCUGGAAUCCACAGCGCAUUGUUUUUUCAGUUGAUGGGACUCCCAUUAGAGAGUUCAAGAAUCAAGAAUCGAACGGUGUUCCCUUCCUGAAGAGCCAGGCCAUGAGAAUACACUCGAGCCUCUGGAACGCUGAUGAUUGGGCAACGAGAGGUGGACUUGUGAAGACAGAUUGGAGUGCUGCUCCAUUCACUGCCUCAUACAGGAAUUUUAACGCUGAAGCUUGCAUUUGGUCUUCCGGAUCAUCUUCUUGCAGCUCAACUAGUACUACCAAUGGCGAUUGGCUUUCACAAGAGUUGGACAAUACAAGUCAAGAAAGGAUGAAAUGGGUGCAGAAAAACUACAUGAUCUACAAUUACUGUGCAGAUGUCAAGCGUUUCCCUCAGGGCCUCCCUGUGGAAUGCAGCACCUCCUAGAGAAAUUGAACACUAGCCAAUUCAUAUAAUACAGUUAUACACCCAUUCAUUCAUUAAUUUGUUACUGUAAUCGAUCAUUUGAUUAUUAAAAAUAGUUUCUUUUCAUGCA